AUGACUUCGUCCAUUGCUGGCCGCAAUGGCCUGCCCGAUAGCCUGGGAACCGACCGGGAGCACCAGGUCGUCGCAAACAGAAAACCGACAGCCACAACCACAGUAAAGGCAGCAGCAUCUCCUCCAGCUGUGACGCCAUCGAGUGCGACUGCGACAUCGAUAUCGACAGCGGCGUCGACUGCGACUGCGACGGCGACACAAACACCAAACGCGAUGCCAAAAUCGCCAGUAGACAACGACGAUAAGCGCGACCAAAAAGUUACUGACCCUACCCCGGCCUCAGUCUCGGCCUCGGCUCCAGCGCCCUCUCCAGCUAUGGGGUCAAUUUCAGAUAUAGUUCCAGAGUUAAAUUCAGUCUCAAACCCAAUUGCUGCCGAUGCUUCUUCUUCAUCGGCGCCGGCUGUGGCUGCACCUGCUGGUUCGUCAGUGUCCACAUCAACAUCAGUUCCUGCACCUGCCUCUUCAAGUACAGCUACAGAAACUGUCGCUGCCACUGCCACUGCCACUGCUCCCUUAGCGCUAGAAACAGCAACAGCAGCUGCUUCAACAGUGCCAUCCAACUCGUCGCAGGCGGCAACUUCGACCGCAACCUUGCCAGAUUCUUCAAAUCCUCGUGCAGAUUUAGCUUCUUCAAUUUCUCCGACGAAAACUUCGGCCUCUCAACCUCCACCAUCAACGCCGCCGCCGUCUCACGCCAACCCGAGCGGUCCUUCGCCCGAAGCUGAUAUCAAGACGUCAGUAGAGCAUCAGAAAUCUGAAGCGCCUUCGAACGAUGAGGCUUCAGCUUUGGUGAAAGCUGAAUCUAGUGACCAAAUGAUGCCUGACGCUCCUAGUGCAAGCGACACGGCUGUACCGCUGAGCGCUCAUGGGGCUCGACAAUCUACCCCUUUGCAAUUGCAGAUGUCGGCUGACAACAUGGGAGAGCCCUUUGCGCCUUCUACUCCAUACAAUUCGACCCCGAUGCCUACCAUAAACCAGCAUGCGUACAUGAUGAUGGCUUUGGCGACAAUGUCGGGAGCUCCCUCAGCCAUGUCCCCCCCUCCAACUGUUACACCAGCUCAGGUUACUUUGCCCAACAUGCUAGAUGAUUCAUUCCAAAAUCUUGCACAACCCAACUCUACACGCCAAGCAGACACCCACAAGGCUCUUGAAUCUUUUGCGCGUGUAGAAUUUGCCGACAGUCUUUUUCAGAUGACCACAUACGCCAUUGUUAUUGGGCGCGACCAGCGCGCACUGGAACAAGCCCGCCGUGACGAGAAGCGCCUCGACGAAUAUCAGCGCCGUGCCAAGGAAAAUGCCGAUCUGGGUAUAGCACCACCCUCGCCUAUCCAGCCAGAUCGGAACAAGUUUAGCAAGUCUUAUGUCAGUGAGGAGGGAGGAAUGUUGGGUCCUGAAUCAGAUACUGGAGAAAACUCUCGGCCGACAAAGCGACGCAAGACUAGUACACAGGGGUCUUCGCAACAUGACCAUGAUGAAGCGGCAGCACAAGCGCAGGAGAACAUGAUUUCUAAUCGACAAUACGUUUCCCACACGCCUGGUGCUGCCGCGGUAGAUUUGACUUCCUUGCGCCCGUCACCAUACCAUGUUCCUUUUAUCGGUAUCCAUUCGCCUGGUCCCAACAUUGCGUCCAAAACCAAGGCAAUUUCCAGAGAACAUCUCAAGAUUGCGUACAACCAAGAAUUGGGUGUGUUUGAAGCCAUACCACUGCAUAAAAAUGGGUUCUUUUGCGAAGACGUGCACUACAAAAGCGACAAGGUUGUGUUGCGAAGUGGCGAUCGAUUGCAAAUUAAAGAUAUUGGCUUUCGAUUCCAUAUCAAUGGCGUCGAGCGGGGACGAACGGGAGCUGAGGAAUAUGUAGAAGAAGAGCCCGCGACAACUCUCAAGAAACGGCAUGCCCAGGGCGGAAAGGAGAUGAGCUUCGAUUUCGAAUCUGCACAUGGUAAUGCAGAGAUACAGGAUACGAGUGAUGAGUUAUCCGACGUGGCAAGUCCACCCGAAUCGCCUGAUUUUAGCGAUGAUGAGGAUGCCAAGGUUGAGGAGUCAACGGCUGUCGAAACUGUGGAAGCAGAAGCAGAUACAGAGACAGGGGCUGAUGCAGAGGCCGAGGCAGAAGCAGAAGCAGAAGCGGAGGCAGAAGCAGAUGCUGACGGUGAUGCUGACGCAGAAGCUGAAGCCGACGCGGACAUGGAUAUGGAUAUGGAUAUGGACGCAGAUAUGGACGCAGAUAUGGAUAUGGACGCAGAUAUGGACAUGUCAAUGACAGGAGGGGAGUCAGGAUUUAAGCAAGAGGGUAUGCUUGAUCCGAAUCAGGAGCAUCUAAUGCUCCAGAUACCUAGAAAACGAGGGCCCGGUAGGCCACCUAAGAACGGCAUCAUGUCGAAACGAGAGCAGCGGUUACUCAAGAAACACCAACAGGAGAUGGCCAAGAAGACUCUGCCACAAGCACCCCCAGUGGAACCUCCUAUCAAACGCAAGGUCGGGCGGCCUAGAAAACACCCUCUGCCUGAAGGGUCCUCAGAGCGACCGGAGAAACGCAAGUACAAACCUCGCAAGCCUAGAGAAGAUGGCGCUGAAGGCUCAGAUGCAGAGAGGCGCGCGAGAGAAAAGAAGGAGAAGAAAGCCCGGCCGAAAUCUCCUCCCCUGGAACUCAACAUGGCAGACUAUACCGAAGAACAGCUCCAGAAACCAAACAAAAAUUACGGCGUUCUCAUCGACGAGACACUCACAGCAGCUGGGCCUGACGGGCUUACUCUGAAGCAGAUUUACAAACGGAUAUGCCUGAGAUACCCUUGGUUCCACUUCCAUACAGAGACCAAAGGAUGGGAAAGCAGUGUGCGCCAUAAUCUUAUUGGUAACGACGCGUUCAGAAAAGAUGACACGACCAAUCUUUGGUCUCGUGUUCCGGGUGUUGAACUCGACGCUGGAAAGAAGAGGAAGGCCUCAUCUCCAGACCGUGCAGCAGCUCAAGCUUAUGGCCAAUACCCAUACGCCUACAAUGCCCAGCAUUUGGCAGCUGGUACGCCCGGUUAUACCGCUGGACAGGCGCCUCCUGGCUAUCAAAUGCCAGCAUAUACGGCACAACAAAGCCAGCCAGGACGACCAGUGCAGCCUUAUGGAGCGUCUGCAUCACCACCGGGACCAGCACCAGGCCAGCCAGCUUCUACAACAGCCGCAUCGCAGCCGCCAGCGCCAGCACAACUUCCUCAAGGUUAUGGACCACCGCCAGCCCCUGCUCACCCACAGCUCGGAGUGCCCCAACAAGGUACUUACAGCUCGCCAUAUGCGCCACGACCACCGCCUCCAGCAAAUCCUACAGUCAAGAGUGAAGAAGGGCAUGCCAAUGCCAUCACGUCUGCCAAUGCAAGCGUUGCGCAGCAACAGCAGCAUCAUCUUCCUCCUCCGCCACCUCCGCCAACGGUGGGCGCCAAGACUGUCCCUGGAACUGGGCCCGCGUCAGUACAGCAGCAGCCUGCUACUCCUGUAAACCGAACUCCCUCAUUGCCUGCAGCUCCCGCUCCAGCGCGACCCGCUAUCGAGCCUAAACUGCUCACGGCAGUUGUCAACCUCAAAAAUGGCCUGAUCGAAAACCUCAAGAAAGCCAAGAAUCCCAAGGCCGCAGGAAUCGUCAUGUCAGCAUUGAAUCGCUGCAUUGGCCUCAAGAAGGAGGCAACAGAGAACGACAAGAUGGAGGCGAUUUGCAUGAAGGGCAUUCGUCAACUCAUCGACGGUUUCCUUCUCAAGUCCAAGAGUCCCACGCCUGGUCCAGCUUCUUCUGCUGCUUCUCCGUCGGCUACCGAGACACCCCUCUUUCUCGACUCCAAAGUCCUCGCGUCCCUUAAUGGUUUUAAGGAAGUCUCAGUCAAAGCCCUCAGUCCCAAGCUUGGUGAAGCCAAAGCGGAAGCUGUCACGUUGUCUGCCAUUGACCGGGUACUGGGCAUAGCCGAUGCUAGUAUCGUUCCACCGCCCGGAGAAGGCGAAGCUGUUGGGAACUUUGAAGGCAUUGAGCAGCAUCUCAUGAAGUCCAUACGACAACUCCUGACGGGUAUGAAUCAAAAGGUGUAG
This is a messenger RNA of Fusarium pseudograminearum CS3096, 4062 nucleotides long. RefSeq lists its product as uncharacterized. Bases 1 to 4062 code for a protein of 1353 amino acids. Gene Ontology annotation, cellular component: nucleus. Gene Ontology annotation, molecular function: protein binding; DNA-binding transcription factor activity; sequence-specific DNA binding. The transcript has a single exon. Gene Ontology annotation, biological process: regulation of ribosomal protein gene transcription by RNA polymerase II. NCBI's taxonomy places the organism in Eukaryota, Fungi, Ascomycota, Sordariomycetes, Hypocreales, Nectriaceae. The record is from RefSeq and is a predicted model, not a curated record.